GUGCAGCGCGCCGGAGUGAGUUUGAGGCCGGACUGCAGCGGAGGAGCAGAGAGGCGCACUGAGUAGAUGCAUUGGAGAGACUGAGCUGCGGUGCAGAGAUCGGCACACUAUAAACUCACGAAGAUAUUUAAGACGUGCUUGCAUGCGAUACGGGGGGUAAUGAAGAGUAGUAUAACGAGUUUGAUUGAAGAAUUGAGAGUAUUUUUUUUUCUUCUCAAAAUGGCACGGAUUCGCUCCCAUGCAAAUGCUCACUUUGCAAAGAUGACAUAGCACUUGAGAAAAUGGGAUCCCUUCUGGAACAAGACUCACUAACGACCUGAAUGAAAAGAGAAAGGGGGAUUCUAUUCAAAUCGGAAAUUUUCUUCCUCUUUCACUUGACACCCCUCGUUUGUGAGUAGAUAGUGAAAUAUGAAUCUGGGAAAUGCGCUUUUGUUUUUCCUAUUUUCAAAUUGUGUGACAAUGACUCUGUCGCUAUCCACGUGCACCACUGUGGACAUUGGCCACAUCAAGAAAAAGAGAGUGGAGGCGGUCCGGGGACAGAUUCUCAGUAAACUGCGGCUGACCAGUCCGCCUCAAACAACAGGUCCAAGUCAGGUACCGUUUCAGGUCCUGGCCCUUUACAACAGCACCAAGGAGCUCAUUGAGGAGCUGGGAAGAGAACGCCAUCAGAGUUGUGGACAGGAUAACACGGAGACUGACUACUAUGCCAAAGAGAUUUACAAGUUCAACAUGAUCAAUGGUCCACCGGAAAACAAUGACCUCCCCUACUGCCCCAAGGGCAUCACCUCCAAGGUAUUCCGCUUCAACGUCUCCACCAUGGAGAAGAACUCCUCCAACUUAUUCCGGGCCGAGUUUCGAGCCCUGCGGAUCCCCAACGCCGGCGCCAAGAGAAACGAGCAGAGGAUUGAGCUCUACCAGAUCCUCCAGAAAGACGACCCCAAAGCCAAACAGCGCUACAUUGGGGGCAAGAAUGUCCUGACCAAGGGAACUGCUGAGUGGGUGUCCUUCGAUGUCACAGAGACAGUGAGAGAGUGGCUGAUGUACAGACAGACCAACCUCGGCAUGGAGAUCAGCGUACAUUGUCCCUGCCACACUUUCAGGCCCAACGGGGACAUCAUCGAGAACGCCAAUGAGGUGCUGGAGGUCAAGUUCAAAGGUACGGAGGCGGACUAUGACGAUCUGAGCCGUGUGAAAAAACAAAAGGAGCAGCUCUACCCCCACCUCAUCCUCAUGAUGCUGCCCCCCCACAGGCUGGAUGCCCAGUUCUCCUCGCGCAGGCGGAAGCGGGCGCUCGACACCAAUUACUGCUUCAACAAUUACGAGGAGAACUGCUGUGUACGCCGGCUAUUUAUUAAUUUCCGGCAGGAUUUGGGCUGGAGGUGGAUCCAUCAGCCUGAAGGGUACUACGCUAACUUCUGCUCCGGCCCGUGUCCUUACCUGCGCAGCGCGGACACCACCCACAGCUCGCUGCUGAGCCUGUACAACACCCUAAACCCCGAAGCGUCCGCCUCGCCCUGCUGCGUCCCUCAGGACCUGGAGCCCCUCACCAUCCUCUACUACGUGGGUCGCUCCCCUAAAGUCGAGCAGCUCUCCAACAUGGUCGUCAAGUCCUGCAAGUGCAGCUAAACUUCGGCCUUUAAAUAAAAAGAUGCACUCCACCCGCAAUCAUUGGCAGCAUUUACCGAGAAGACCUGUCAAGCACCACUCCACCAACAGCACUCUCAAACCCAUCAGACCUCUUCCCUGUCCAUCGCUUUUUGCAUUUUUUUUUUUUUUACUCCAGCAUUUUGAACAGCCAGGUACCUCAGUGCUCCAUCGCAGGAAGAACAGAACAAUAGUUGCCUUUCAAAGACAUAAAACGAUGGCAGUCGAAAGGAGAACACGCCGAACGGGGUGAAACUGAAGCGAUCGUUUGUCGAGAGCAAACAAAUCCUUCGGCUCUGACGCACGCGGGACGCCUUCGAAUGUUUGAUGCUGGAAACUGACGCCGCGCACGCCACAGCGCCACCGCAGCGGUUGUUUGGGGUUGAGAUGCUGUUGAAUUAAAAUUACCCUUGAAAAAAAAAAAAGAAAAUGCUGGAAACCAAUCUUUAAUUGAAAUGAUAUAUUUCCAUGGUUCUAUGUUUACCUCUGUAAGACGACACGAUGGUGAUUCCAGGGAUUGUUUUUGUGUUUUAAGUGCAGCCUUUCUGUUGUAUGAGACGACGUAUGUCACUAAGUGAACACUUAACUAGAUCACAAACUGUAAAUGUUUUUCCUAUUACUCUUGGAAACACCUUUUUUUUUAAUUAAAAAUGUUGGAUAGAAUUGUUCUAAUUU
Messenger RNA from Gasterosteus aculeatus aculeatus (three-spined stickleback), 2319 nucleotides. It is a transcript of the gene tgfb3, whose product is annotated as transforming growth factor, beta 3. Gene Ontology annotation, molecular function: transforming growth factor beta receptor binding; growth factor activity; cytokine activity. Gene Ontology annotation, cellular component: extracellular region. NCBI's taxonomy places the organism in Eukaryota, Metazoa, Chordata, Actinopteri, Perciformes, Gasterosteidae. Gene Ontology annotation, biological process: transforming growth factor beta receptor signaling pathway; regulation of cell population proliferation. The record is from RefSeq and is a predicted model, not a curated record.